AUGUCCGUUAUUCCUAAGGGCCUCCCAACAGUAAAUACCAUUAGUAAACACAGCAUCACUGUUGUCCAAUGCAAUCUAGGACGGGGAAAUAAUGCCUUUCAAGAAUUGGUACAAUGUGCUAGAGACAAAGAGUAUGACAUCAUUUGCAUAACCGAACCGUUCAUCAGCAAGAAUAAAACAUCAGUUAAGGACAUAGACGGCUAUGAUCUGUACCAACACAGUGAUUCCAAUUAUAGAAAUAAAGCAUGCAUUGCUGUAAGGAAGAAGGUUGGAAAUUACAUCGGGCUAACUCAAUUUGAUACCACCAACUUCAUCGCUGCCGAAUUCACACUUAAUAGUAACAGGAAAUUACUGAUCUCCUCUGUCUACAUUGAGCCGGGUGAGGAUCCCUCACGCACGAUGAUGCACCUGGAACAAUAUCUCCAACAGUAUGCCAAUAGAGAACACAUCGUAUGCGGGGAUUUUAACGGGUGGCACACCACAUGGGGAUCUGCAAGAAAUAACGAUCGGGGUAAAGAAAUACAUGACCUGGCCAUCAACUACGACUUGAUUAGCUGUAACAUAGGCAAUGAGCCCACAUUUGAAUCAGUAUCACACGGCCAAAUUAGGCACUCCAUAGUUGACCUCACCUUUGCUACUCCACGCACAGCAAACAAUAUUUUGGACUGGAAAGUUAACAAUGAAAUUAUUCCAUCUUCUGACCACCACGGAAUUGAAUUUAAAAUCAAAAUGGACAACAUGCGGACGAAUAGGAAAAAAUCUACAUCAACAUACAAAUACCAGACUGAUAGAACAAAUUGGGACAAUUUCAAAACUAAACUUAAACAAAAUAUUGAGGCUAGCACUAUACUUACGACUGACAUAGACGAACUUGACAAUAAUGGACUUGAUAAGUAUAUAAAAGACAUGACCAAUGUUAUUCUGAAAACUUGUGACGCAACACUCACUCUUAAAAAACCAUACCAAAAGAUUCCGUGGUGGACACAAGAAUUGACAGAAAUGAAGAAAAAGGUUAUAUCGCUGCAUCACCGUUUACAAGACCUGAAACGGAGCAAAAAAGACAUCACCAAUAUACUAAAAGAACUUCAUGAUGCAAGAGCAGAAUACUCCAGCAAAAUACGAACAACUUCGACAGAUCAUUUCAGAGAUUUCUGCAGCCGCCAAGGAAAGGAUGAUGUUUGGUCCGUGACGAAUCGCCUUUUGAAGAGCACACCGCAGCCGCAACCACCUGCAACAUUAAAAACAGAUAAUGGUACUUACACAACAUCUAUCCUGGAUACUGCAGAGAAGCUCGCCGCAAAGUUCUUUCCCGUAGACGCUGCUGCCGAUGAUACUCCACACCACCUGCAAAUAAGAGAAACAGUUGUUAAUAAUAUAGUAAACCAUGAACCUGCAAUAGAAAAUAAUGAACCGCAAUUUACCACACAGGAAGUUUUAGAAAUCAUUAAAAAUAUGAGCCCUAAAAGGGCACCAGGGAUUGACCAUCUUACUGCCGACAUCUGCAAGCACUAUAUAGAAUAUUUCCAAUGUCCUACCAUAAAAGAAAUCUGCGCGCGGAAACAACCAGAAUACAGGAUGCUGCAUACCAAAGUUGCACAACAGGAGCACAUACCAAACAAUGGCUACCUACGUUAG
This is a messenger RNA of Cydia pomonella (codling moth), 1635 nucleotides long. RefSeq lists its product as uncharacterized. The coding region runs from base 1 to 1635 and encodes 544 amino acids. The transcript is spliced from 2 exons. Lineage: Eukaryota; Metazoa; Arthropoda; Insecta; Lepidoptera; Tortricidae. Gene Ontology annotation, molecular function: catalytic activity. The record is from RefSeq and is a predicted model, not a curated record.